This is a messenger RNA of Sphaerodactylus townsendi, 3200 nucleotides long. It is a transcript of the gene RFX3, whose product is annotated as regulatory factor X3. The transcript is spliced from 18 exons. Bases 628 to 2979 code for a protein of 783 amino acids. Gene Ontology annotation, molecular function: RNA polymerase II cis-regulatory region sequence-specific DNA binding; DNA-binding transcription factor activity, RNA polymerase II-specific. Gene Ontology annotation, biological process: regulation of transcription by RNA polymerase II. The record is from RefSeq and is a predicted model, not a curated record. Gene Ontology annotation, cellular component: nucleus. Lineage: Eukaryota; Metazoa; Chordata; Lepidosauria; Squamata; Sphaerodactylidae.
CUCCCGCCAGCCGCUUCGGCUGCUCUCAAAGUGAUGAAGGACUCGACGGCCGAAUUCCCCGUCCUCGAGCAGAGAAGGCGAGCAUGUCAAUCAUUCAGCAAGCCCCGCCUCUUCCGGGCCUGUGAGGUUGGGCCGCCGCCUCCUCUCCUCCUCCUCCUCUCGCUCGUUCGCUCUCUCCCUUUUGUGAGUUAUAGCAACCGUUGCCUUGUGAAUCAAGCGCCAUAGUCACCGUAGUCCUGGCGACUGUUACCCAUCAACAACAACGGCUCCUCUCCUCCACCACCACCACCUCCUCCUCCUCCUGCUGCUGCUCCUCCUCACCCCCAUCAUCACCCCCUUCCUCAUCAUCACCCACAACAACAACAACAACCACCUCCACCAGCAAGAGCAACACCACCACAGCCCUCCACAGCCCAGUGGUGACAAUUGGUUGUCUUUGUCCACUUCCUGAUAUAGAAGUCUCACUGAACAUUCUGGAUUUUGGAUUGUAUAUGAACAAGAGCGGCUUUGGAGCUGAAUCUAAAGAGCUAUCCUAUCUGUUUCUGGCAGUUACAGAAUUCUUUUGAUUUAAAGUGUGACUGGUGGAGUUCCAUCCAGUCUCUUCUAAAUGUGUAGCAUGGAGAAACCAUGUCUCUACUUGUGAAACAUACUCCUGUUAAGAAGUAUGCCAAUACCCAGCCUAGAUUUGAAUCUAUUGCUUCUUUGCUUCAUUCCGUUGGCUCAGAAACCGCAAUGCAGACAUCAGAGACUGGUUCGGACACAGGUUCGACAGUGACUUUACAGACUUCUGUAGCUGGCCAAGCAGCCGUGCCCACACAAGUGGUUCAGCAGUUACCAGUACAGCAACAGGUUCAGCAAGUGCAAACUGUACAGCAAGUACAACAUGUAUACCCAGCCCAGGUGCAGUAUGUGGAGGGAAGUGACACAGUCUACACAAAUGGAGCUAUACGAACAACUACGUACCCUUACACAGAAACUCAGAUGUACAGCCAAAACACUGGGGGGAAUUACUUUGAUACCCAAGGAAGUUCUGCACAGGUGACAACAGUGGUCUCUUCUCACAGUAUGGUGGGAACUGGAGGCAUUCAGAUGGGUGUCACUGGAGGACAGCUUAUCAGCAGCACUGGAGGUACCUACCUGAUUGGCAAUUCAAUGGAAAAUUCAGGCCAUUCAGUGACUCACACAACACGAGCCUCCCCAGCUACAAUUGAAAUGGCGAUUGAAACACUACAAAAGUCUGAUGGUCUGUCCACUCACAGAAGCUCUCUUCUCAACAGCCAUCUCCAGUGGCUUUUAGACAACUAUGAAACAGCAGAAGGAGUGAGUCUCCCCAGAAGCACCCUCUACAACCAUUACUUGAGACACUGUCAAGAACAUAAAUUGGACCCAGUCAAUGCUGCCUCUUUUGGAAAGCUAAUAAGGUCAAUUUUCAUGGGCCUACGAACCAGGAGAUUGGGAACCAGGGGAAACUCCAAAUAUCAUUACUAUGGGAUUCGUGUCAAGCCAGACUCUCCUCUUAAUCGUCUACAAGAGGACAUGCAAUAUAUGGCUAUGAGACAGCAACCCAUGCAACAGAAACAAAGGUACAAGCCUGUGCAGAAAGUGGAUGGAGUCACAGAUGGUUUCACAGCAAGUGGUCAGCAGACAGGUGCAUCUGUUGAGCAAACUGUAAUUGCCCAAAGUCAGCAUCAUCAACAGUUUUUGGAUGCAUCUCGAGCACUUCCAGAAUUUGGAGAAGUUGAAAUCGCUUCUCUGCCAGAUGGUACUACUUUUGAGGAUAUCAAGUCAUUGCAGAGUCUCUAUCGAGAGCACUGUGAGGCAAUAUUGGAUGUUGUAGUGAACCUUCAGUUUAGCCUAAUAGAAAAAUUGUGGCAAACUUUCUGGCGCUAUUCUCCCUCAACAACAACUGAUGGCACUAUUACUGAACCAAGCAAUCUGAGUGAAAUAGAAAGUCGACUUCCGAAAGCAAAGCUGAUUACUCUGUGCAAAAAUGAGUCAAUUCUGAAAUGGAUGUGUAACUGUGACCAUGUGAUGUACCAGGCUUUGGUGGAGAUUCUCAUUCCUGACGUCCUUAGACCUAUUCCUAGUGCCUUGACCCAAGCCAUUCGCAAUUUUGCAAAAAGCCUUGAAGGUUGGCUUUCCAAUGCCAUGAACAAUAUUCCCCAGAGAAUGAUUCAAACCAAGGUUGCCGCUGUAAGUGCCUUUGCCCAGACUCUGCGAAGAUACACAUCUCUUAAUCACCUGGCUCAGGCAGCUCGUGCUGUGCUGCAGAACACUUCUCAAAUCAACCAGAUGCUCAAUGACCUCAACCGUGUCGAUUUUGCCAAUGUCCAGGAGCAGGCUUCCUGGGUGUGCCAGUGUGAUGACAACAUGGUACAGAGGUUGGAAACAGAUUUCAAGAUGACUCUUCAGCAGCAGAGCACUCUGGAGCAAUGGGCUGCCUGGCUUGAUAAUGUAAUGAUGCAAGCACUGAAACCAUAUGAAGGAAGACCUAGUUUUCCUAAAGCAGCACGGCAGUUUCUGUUAAAGUGGUCCUUCUACAGCUCUAUGGUUAUUCGAGAUUUAACUUUGCGCAGUGCUGCUAGCUUUGGUUCUUUUCAUCUGAUUCGUCUAUUGUAUGAUGAAUACAUGUUUUACUUGGUAGAACAUCGUGUUGCCCAAGCCACAGGAGAGACACCUAUUGCAGUCAUGGGAGAGUUUGGUGAUUUAAAUGCCGUUUCCCCUGGAAAUAUGGACAAAGAUGAAGGCAGUGAAGUUGAAAGUGAAAUCGAUGAAGAGCUGGAUGAAUCUGGAGAGCCACAAGCAAAGAGAGAGAAGACUGAAAUAAGCCAGGCCUUUCAGGUGGGCUGCCUACAGCCGGUACUCGAGAGUGGAGUACAGCAGAGCCUCCUGAAUCCUCUUCACAAUGAGCACAUUGUUACAGCUACUCAAACUAUAAGACAGUGCAGUGCUACUGGAAAUACAUAUACUGCAGUCUAACAGAUAUUAAACUACUUUUUCAGAUUAUAUUAGCCCUGUUGAUGUUGGGCUUAUCAUGGGGGAGGGGAGGGAUGCAAAAGAAAGAAGUCUGAAGGUUGACUGUUGUCAAAUUUUAUCUGUGCUUGAACACUACUUUUACUGGAGUUGUGAAAUGGAAUGGGUGUAUGUAUUUUGCCAGGUCUCUUUGGGGAAAAAAAGGUAAAUACAAUCAUUUUACACUG